GGAACUCACGUAAUUAUAUUAAAUGCCACUGACUUGGACAGUGGUGUCAAUGGAGAGAUAAACUAUUCUUUUGGUCGCGACACUUCAGCUCGAGUUCGGGAAAUGUUUGCCCUGAAUUCCAGAACUGGUGAAAUCAGCGUAAAAGGCAAGUUGGACUAUGAAGAAAACGACGCCUUUGAAAUUAACAUACAAGCCAUAGAUGGAGGUCCAGACGCGAUGUCGGGACACUGUGAGGUUUUAGUAAAUAUUAUUGAUGUGAAUGACAAUUCACCUGAAGUGACUUUGACUUCUUUAUCGAGUAUAAUCUCGGAAGAUGCGCCAGUCGAGACUGUAGUCGCUCUGUUCACUGCAGCAGAUAAAGAUUCUGGCACCAACGGGCAGGUAGAAUGUCAGAUUUCAAAUAGACUGCCAUUUAAACUGGAUUCCUCUUUAAAGAAUUUUUAUGGAAUACUUGUUCAUCUUCCACUGGAUCGUGAAAACACCGCCAAGUAUGACGUUACGAUAACAUGCACAGAUUUCGGAAAUCUUCCGCUUACAUCCCAGAAAACUAUUCGGGUAGAGGUUUCCGAUAUAAAUGACAAUGCGCCUCAUUUCAGGCAAUCUUUAUUUACAACAAAUGUAAUGGAGAAUAAUGAUAUAGGCGUUUCCAUAUUUUCCAUUACAGCGUUUGACGCUGAUAUCGGAGUGAACGCUCGACUGAAAUAUUCAAUUCUGGAGACUCAAAUUCAGAACGUCUCCGUGUUCAAGUACAUCUCCAUUAACUCGGACACUGGCGUUAUAUUUGCUCAGAGAUGUUUUGACUAUGAGGAAUUGAAAAACUUUCAGAUUCAAGCUCAAGUCAUGGACUCUGGGACGCCAUCACUCGCAAACAAUGUUUCAGUGGAUGUAAUUAUCCUUGAUCAGAAUGACAAUGCUCCAGUAAUUGUGCAGCCAUUAGUCAAAUUUGGAUCAACAGCAGUAGAGACAAUAUCCAGAUUUGCAGAACCAGGGUAUUUGGUGGCCAAGGUAUCCGCCAUUGACUCUGACGCCGGUCAGAACGCUCGCCUUUCUUAUUCGAUUUUU
Molecule: messenger RNA, 1062 nt
Organism: Chiloscyllium plagiosum (whitespotted bambooshark)
Lineage: Eukaryota; Metazoa; Chordata; Chondrichthyes; Orectolobiformes; Hemiscylliidae
Source: RefSeq, a predicted model, not a curated record